Rana temporaria (common frog) is the source of this 6104-nucleotide messenger RNA. RefSeq names its product zinc finger protein 850-like. NCBI's taxonomy places the organism in Eukaryota, Metazoa, Chordata, Amphibia, Anura, Ranidae. The record is from RefSeq and is a predicted model, not a curated record.
GCUCCAUUUUUGAAAAUGUAUUUCAUCACCUUUGGGGUUGUGGGUGAGAGAUUUCCUCCUCCUCUGUAUUCCCGGGAUUCCAUACAGGAGGAUCACACCAUCCCUCACCAUCAUCAGAGUGAAGAAGUGAAAGACAUCAAAGAGGAAGAAGAAGAGAGGUUGGUGAGUGGAGAUCAGCAGUCUAUGGAGGAGGGUUGUCUUCUUGAUUCCCACAGAUCUACACAGGAAGAUCUCCAAUAUACAGAGAAUGGGAGAUCAGGAGAUCAGAAUGAAGAACAGAAAGACAUCAAAGUUGAGCGUAAAGAGGAAGAAGAAGAGAGGUUGGUGAGUGGAGAUCAGCAGUCUGUGGAGGAGGGUUGUCCUCUGGAUUCCGGGGAUUCCACCCAGGAAGAUCACAGUUAUAAAGAUAAUGAUCGGGAUGAAGAUUUUAAAGACAAAGUUGAAGUUAAAGAGGAAGAAGAAAAGAGGUUGGUGAGUGGAGAUCAGCAGUCUAUGGAGGAGGGUUGUCCUCUGGAUUCCAAGGAUGCCACCCAGGAAGAUCACACCUAUAAAGAGAAUAAUCUGAAUGAAGAACGGAAAGACAUCAAAGCUGAGUAUAAAGAGGAAGAAGAAGAGAGGUUGGUGAGUGGAGAUCAGCAGUCUAUGGAGGAGAGAGGUCCUCUGUAUUCCCGGGAUUUUCCCAAGAAAACCCCCAGUUAUAAAGAGAAUGAUCAGGGUGAAGAACGGAAAGACAUUAAAGUUGAGUAUAAAGAGGAAGAAGAGAGGUUGGUGAGUGGAGAUCAGCAGUCUAUGGAGGAGGGGGAGACGAUUAUGAAAAGUAAACCAGUGGAAUCUUCUCUACUUCUCAACACAAAUGGACUCUAUCUAUGGAAGUCUACUGAGGGACGUCUUGUUGUAUCUCAAGGUUAUGUUGCAGAAGAUAAUGGAAUUGUACGAUAUUUUGUAGGAGUAAAUCCCGUUACUCCAACCAUCCAUCACAUACCUUCCCAUCCAGACCGAUCGAUCCAUCCCUCGAAUUGUGAGGAACCUCCACAUACAUCCAAUGGUGAUAGUCAGGAUGUCCAUCUAAGACCUCACAGUGUGCCGACACCAACAGAUCCAGGAGUGGACCCGUUAUCAUGUUCCGAGUGCGGGAAAAUCUUCAUUUACAGAAGACACCUUCUUCUACACCAGAAACUUCACGUGGGCGAUCGUUAUUCAUGUUCAGAGUGCGGAAGAUGUUUUACUGAGCAAAAACUGCUCCUCAGGCACCAGAAAAUUCAUACAGGGGAGCGUCCUUUUUCAUGUUCAGAGUGCGGAAAAUCUUUCAUUCUGAAUAACGCACUGGUUCGACACCAGAGAAUUCAUACAGGGGAGCGUCCGUUCUCAUGUUCAGAGUGCGGAAAAUGUUUUACUGAGCAAAAACUGCUCUUCAAGCACCAGAGAAUUCAUACAGGGGAGCGCCCUUUUUCAUGUUCAGAAUGCGGGAAAUGUUUUACUGAGAAAAAACUGCUCCUCAGGCACCAGAAAAUUCAUACUGGGGAGCGUCCUUUUUCAUGUUCAGAAUGCGGGAAAUGUUUCAUUUUUAAAAACGCACUGGUUAGACAUCAGAGAAUUCACAGUGGGGAGCGUCCGUUCUCGUGUUCAUUUUGUGUGAAAUCUUUCAUUAAAAGAGGAAACCUUCUUAAACACCAGAGAAUUCACACGGGGGAGCAUCAUUAUUCGUGUCCAGAGUGCGGGAAAGCUUUCUUUGAGAAGAGAAAACUUGUUAUACACCAGAGAAGGCACAGGGGGGAGCGUCCGUUCUCAUGUUCAGAGUGCGGGAAAUGCUUUACUGAGGAAAAAUUGCUCCUCAGUCACCAGAAAAAUCAUACAGCGGAGCGUCCUUUUUCAUGUUCAGAGUGCGGGAAAUGUUUCAUUCUGAAAAACACACUGGUUAGACACCAGAGAAUUCACAGUGGGGAGCGUCCAUUCUCGUGUUCACUUUGUGGGAAAUCUUUCACUCAAAGAGGAGACCUUCUUAAACACCAGAGAAUUCACACGGGGGAGCGUCCAUUCUCAUGUCCAGAGUGCGGGAAAGCUUUCAUUGAGAAAGGAAAACUUGUUAUACACCAGAGAAGGCACAGGGGGGAGCGUCCAUUCUCAUGUUCAGAGUGUGGGAAAUGUUAUACUGAGAAAGCAAAACUUCGAGCACAUCAGAGAAUUCACACGGGCGAGAGUCCUCAUUUAUGUUCAGAGUGCGGAAAAUGUUUCAUUCAGAAAGCAGACCUUCUUAAACACCAGAGAAUUCACACUGGCGAGCGCCCUUUCUCUUGUUCAGAGUGCGGGAAGUGCUUUACUGAGAAAGGCACACUUCUUACGCACCAAAGAAUUCACACAGGAGAGCUCCCUUUCCUAUGUUCAGAGUGUGGGAAAUGUUUUCGUCACAGGAAAGCACUUAUUAGGCACCAGAGAAUUCACACUGGUGAAUUGCCUUUUUCAUGUUCAGAGUGCGAGAAAUGUUACACGGAGAAGACAAAACUUCUUGCACACAGAAAAAUUCACACGGGUGAAAGUCCGUAUUUAUGUUCAGAGUGCGGAAAAUGUUUCAUUCAGAAAUCAGACCUUCUUAAACAAAAAAAAAAUUCAAGUUCAAUGGGUGAAGAACUGAAAGAUAUUAAAGUUGAGGUUAAAGAGGAAGAAGAAGAGAGGUUGGUGAGUGGAGAUCAGCAGUCUAUGGAGGAGGGUUGUCCUCUGGAUUCCCACAAUUCUACACAGGAAGAUCUCCAAUAUACAGAGAAUGGGAGAUCAGGAGAUCAGGAUGAAGAACGGAAAGAUAUCAAAGUUGAGCAUAAAGAGGAAGAAGAAGAAGAGAGGUUGGUGAGUGGAGAUCAGAAGUCUAUGGAGGAGGGGGAGAUGAUUAUGAAAAGUAAACCGGAAAAAUCUUCUCUACUUCUCAGCGCAAAUGGACUCUAUCUUUGGAAGUCUACUGAGGGACGUCUUGCUGUAUCUCAAGGUUAUGUUGCAGAAGAUAAUGGAAUUGUACGAUAUUUUGUAGAUGCAAAUCCCUCUAAUUGUGAGGAACCUCCACAUACAUCCAAUGGUGAUAGUCGGGGUGUCCAUCUAAGACCUCACAGUGUGCCGACACCAACAGAUCCAGCAGUGGAUCCGUUAACGUGCCCCGAGUGCGGGAAAAUCUUCAUUUACAGAAGACACCUUCUUCGACACCAGAAACUUCACACGAGCCAUCGUUAUUCAUGUUCAGAGUGCGGAAAAUGUUUUACUGAGCAAAAUCUGCUCCUCGUGCACCAGAAAAUUCAUACAGAGGAGAGUCCUUUUUCAUGUUCAGAGUGUGGAAAAGCUUUCAUUCUGAAAAACGCACUGGUUAGACACCAGAGAAUUCACAUUGGUCAGCGUCCGUUCUCGUGUUCAGAGUGCGGGAAAGCUUUCCUUGAGAAGGGAAAACUUGAUAUACACCAGAGACUUCACAGGGGGGAGCGUCCAUUCUCGUGUUCACAGUGUGGGAAAUCUUUCAUUCAAAAUAGAGACCUUAUUAAACACCAGAGAGUUCACAAGGGGGAGCGUCCUCAUUUAUGUUCAGAGUGUGGGAAAUGUUUCACUCAGAAAUCAGACCUUCUUAAACAUCAGAGAAUUCACACGGGCGAUAAUCCUCAUUUAUGUUCAGAGUGUGGGAAACGUUUCAUUCAGAAAUGGGAUCUUCUAACACACCAGAGAAUUCACACGGGUGAGCGUCCGUUCUCGUGUUCAGAGUGUGGGAAAGGUUUCAUUUUGAAAAACAGACUGGUUAGACACCAGAGAAUUCACACGGGGGAGCGUCCUUAUUCGUGUCCAGAGUGCGGGAAAGCUUUCAUUGACAAAGGAAAACUUGUUAUUCACCAGAGAAUUCACACAGGGGAGCGUCCGUUCUCGUGUUCCGAGUGUGGGAAAUCUUUCAUUGAAAAAAGAGACCUUCUUAAACACCAGAGAAUUCACACGGGGGAGCGUCCUUAUUCGUGUCCAGAGUGCGGGAAAUGUUUUCGUUACAAGAAAGCACUUAUUAGGCACCAGAGAAUUCACACUGGGGAAUAGCCUUUUUCAUGGGCAUCACCCAUCACAGUGCCUCCACCUCAUUGCCUGAAAGAAAACUGUGAAAAGAAAGUUCUAGAAGUCAUCAACAAGAUCAUUGAUCUGCUGACAGGAGAGGAAGAAGAAGAGAGGUUGGUGAGUGGAGAUCAGCAGUCUAUGGAGGAGGGUUGUCCUCUGGAUUCCCAGAAGUCUACACAGGAAGAUCUCCAAUAUACAGAGAAUGGGAGAUCAGGAGAUCAGCCGUCUAUGGAGGAGGGGGAGAUGAUUAUGAAAAGUAAACAGGAAAAAUCUUCUCUACUUCUCAACGCAAAUGGACUCUAUCUAUGGAAGUCUACUGAGGGAAAUCUUGCUGUAUCUCAAGGUUAUGUUGCAGAAGAUAAUGGAAUUGUACGAUAUUUUGUAGGAGUAAAUCCCCCUAAUUCUGAGGAACCUCCACAUACAUCCAAUGGUGAUAGUCAGGAUGUCCAUCUAAGACCUCACAGUGUGCCGACAUCAACAGAUCAAGAAGUGGAUCCGUUAACGUGCUCCGAGUGCGGGAAAAUCUUCAUUUACAGAAGACACCUUCUUCGACACCAGAAACUUCACGCGAGCGAUCGUUAUUCAUGUUCAGAGUGCGGAAAAUGUUUUACUGAGCAAAAUCUGCUCCUCGUGCACCAGAAAAUUCAUACAGGGGAGCGUCCUUUUUCAUGUUCAGAGUGCGGAAAAGCUUUCAUUCUGAAAAACGCACUGGUUAAACACCAGAGAAUUCACAUUGGUCAGCGUCCUUAUCCGUGUUCAGAGUGCGAGAAAGCUUUCAUUGAGAAAGGACAACUUGUUAUACACCAUAGAAUUCACACGGGUGAGCGUCCGUUCUCGUGUUCAGAGUGUGGGAAAUCUUUCUUUCAAAAUAAAGACCUUCUUACACACCAGAGAAUUCACACGGGUGAGCGUCCGUUCUCGUGUUCAGAGUGUGGGAAAUGUUUCAUUAUGAAAAACGGACUGGUUAGACACCAGAGAAUUCACACGGGGGAGUGUCCUUAUUCGUGUUCAGAGUGCGGGAAAGCUUUCAUUGAGAAAGGACAACUUGUUAUACACCAGAGAAUUCACACGGGGGAGCGUCCCUAUUCGUGUUCAGAGUGCGGGAAAGCUUUCAUUGAAAAAGGAGAUCUCCUUAAACACCAGAGAAUUCACACGGGUGAGCGUCCGUUCUCGUGUUCAGAGUGUGGGAAAUCUUUCAUUCAAAAUAAAGACCUUCUUACACACCAGAGAAUUCACACGGGUGAGCGUCCGUUCUCGUGUUCAGAGUGUGGGAAAGGUUUCAUUAUGAAAAACGGACUGGUUAGACACCAGAGAAUUCACACGGGGGAGUGUCCUUAUUCGUGUUCAGAGUGCGGGAAAGCUUUCAUUGAAAAAGGAGAUCUCCUUAAACACCAGAGAAUUCACACGGGGGAGCGUCCUUAUUCGUGUCCAGAAUGCGGGAAAUGUUUCCGUUACAAGAAAGCACUUAUUAGGCACCAGAGAAUUCACACUGGUGAAUAGCCUUUUUCAUGUUGAGUGUGGGAAGUGUUUCGCUGAGAAAAAAAAAAACUUCUCGCACACCAGAGAAAACAAAGCGGCGAGCGUCUUUUCUCAUGUUCAGAGUGCGAGAAAUGUUACACGGAGAAGACAAAACUUCUUGCACACCAGAAAAAUUCACACAGGUGAAAGUCCUCAUUUAUGUUCAGAGUGCAGGCAACAUUUCAUUCAGAAAUCAGACCUUCUUAAACAGCAGAGAAUUCACACGGGCGAGCGCCUUUUCUUAUGUUCAGAGUGCGGGAAAUGUUUCAUUCGCAAGGAAGCACUUACUACACACCAGAAAAUUCACACCGGGGAGCAUUCUUUUUCAUGUUCAGAGUGCGGGAAAUGUUACACUGAGGAAAGAGAUCUUAUUACACACCGGAGGAGUCAUACCACCGAGGGUCAGAUUGGCUCCUAGUGAGGAAAUCUUAGUAUAACCACAUGAAGAUAUAAUAAAUAUAAAACUGUACGGAGGCUUUUAAAGUGUAUAUUUGAAAAAAAUAAAAAUAUACAUUUCUCCAGCA